AUGGGCCUCGACACUUUUGACGCCGCGACAUCAGUGCGUCACCAUCGGUUAGGCGGCCAGCAGCCUUCUGUGAGUCACAUUCUCAUGCAUCAGCAAAAACGCCAAAACUCGAUACAGACAGCGAGCCUGUCAGCAGACCAAACGACUAGGUUCCUGGGUCCUUGCGCACACCGGCUGUUCCUCCCAACGGUAGCUGUUUGCGAUAAGCUGCUGCUAUUUGUGCUUGUCGCCCUGGUCAUCGGUGUCACCCUCGCCUCAAGCCACACAUCACGAAAUCAUCAAGUCAUCAACACGCAUGAAACGGGCCAGGACGAAGCACAGCCUUCCCAGGCUCAUGAUGUCGCAGAAGUCUUACAAAUCCGUCUAUCCACCAUGCGGUUGUCAGACUCUGCUUAUCUUACACUCCACCUUCACGCAGCGCCACAAGUGCUCGUACGACCGGAUUCCGGAUAUCCUAGCACCUAG
Dothidotthia symphoricarpi CBS 119687 is the source of this 465-nucleotide messenger RNA. RefSeq lists its product as uncharacterized. The record is from RefSeq and is a predicted model, not a curated record. NCBI's taxonomy places the organism in Eukaryota, Fungi, Ascomycota, Dothideomycetes, Pleosporales, Dothidotthiaceae. The coding region runs from base 1 to 465 and encodes 154 amino acids. The transcript is spliced from 2 exons.